This is a messenger RNA of Ilex paraguariensis (yerba mate), 1290 nucleotides long. The record is from the annotation of a GenBank genome assembly. Lineage: Eukaryota; Viridiplantae; Streptophyta; Magnoliopsida; Aquifoliales; Aquifoliaceae.
UGUGUAAAAGAAUAAGAAAAUGUUGCUGAUAAAGAACAAAAAUAGCAUUUGGUUUUUCAUAAUGCUCCGUUUCGAUUUCAGUUUCCAGUUGAUUGAUGCCAUAACAGGGUUUGUUGCAUUUUCAUUUUACUAUUGCAGUGGAAUAUGAUGCACCAGUAUCAGAUGAAGGAACAAAAUGCCUUUAUGAAUACAAAGAUCCGUGUGAUCUAUGCCGAAAGGGAUGCUGCUAUUGAAGAACGGGAUAGAGCGCUGUCUGAAAAGAAGACUGCCUUUGAUGAACGAGAUGAGGCAAUCCAACAGCGAGAUACAGCAGUUGCCGAGCGGGAUAAUGCUCUAAGAGAACGAGACAAUGCCAUUGCUGCUCUCCAAUUCCAAGAAACUACCAUGAACAGUGCCUUGAAUUGCGGAAUCCGUGGGACAAAGCGCAUGCACCACCAUUUGGACCAUCCUGCCAACAAUGCUCAGGCUGCUUACAACACAGGAGUGCACGUGACUGAUGCGUUCCCUAUAUCAGCCAUUUCAUCUGAAGCUGCAAAGUCGCGUGAAGCAAAACGAACAAAGGCAAACAAGAGUCUUGAACCUAAGCCAAAGAAAUCAUCACGGAAGGGAAAGAAAGUAGGCGAAGAUUUAAAUAGGCACGUUACCACUGAUGGUUCGAAGGCCGAGUGGGACGCCCAGGAUAUUGGCUUGAUGAGCCAGAUCGAUUUCGAUGAGACUACCAUGCCGGUACCUGUUUGCUCAUGCACCGGAGUACCUAGGCAGUGUUACAAAGGGGGGAACGGGGGCUGGCAGUCAUCUUGUUGCACCACCACUUUGUCAGUAUAUCCGCUACCGCAGUUGCCAAACAAGCGCCAUGCACGGAUGGGUGGCCGGAAGAUGAGUGGCAGCGUUUUUACCAGAUUGCUUAGUCGGCUGGCAGCAGCUGGCCAUGACCUCUCGGCGCCACUGGAUCUAAAGAAUUACUGGGCUAAACAUGGUACAAAUCGCUACAUUACCAUCAAGUAACUAGUCAAUAAUCCUUGAAGCAUGAAGUAUGUUUUUCCUUUCUUCAGCUCCUCUUGGGUCCAAAAACUAUCUGAUGUCUUUUAACCAUGCGAUGCUUAACUGGAUGAAACAAAUGAUGGAGCUUUGGGUACUAGAGUAGUUUUCGACCUCUAUUGGUUGAUAUGUAAGACUUUGUGCUGUCUAAAAUGCCAUCCCCUCCGGAGGGGAGUUUUUGUAACGGUUGAAAAAUGUAUACAUUGUGGAUUUGGUGGCAGUUGAAUGUGGUUUGCUUGUUUUGCAACACUG